AUGCUGCUCACGUGGGCGCUCUACGCGUACAUGCCUGUAGCACUGCACCUCUUUGUGUCGCGGCGGCAGCUCUCGUCCAUCAAGUACCGCGAGCCGCUGCCGGUGAGCCUCUCAGCGCUCUUCUUUAGCGUCUACACGCUCUGCGUACCGCCGCUCGUGUGCUUUGGCGGACUCUCGUCCUAUACGCUCGCCCUCUUCUUCGAGUGGAUCCUCCUCCUCACAGGCCUCGUCACGUACCUCCUCACGCAGUGCAUCCUCGUCGUCAAAUUUCACAUCACCGAGGUGCUCAUGGACCCCGUGCAGGCCACGGUGCUUCGCGUCGGACGCAUCAAGUACCUCCGGUGGCUCCUCUACCCGCGCUUCCAGCUCGUCGUGUGGGCGACCGCGACGACGCUCGUCAAUACACCGUUGGUUGUCUUUGCGAAUACUGUCGCGUCGGUCAACACAACGGUCGCUGACUUCAACCAAAGCGACGGGCUUGGCAGCAUCGGGCGCCUCCGAUUGUACGCGGGCAUCGAGACCGGUGCGCUCAUUCUCGCCUCGUACGCCCUCGCGCGCUCGAUGAGCCGCAUCGUCGACAACUUUGGGUUGAAAGAAACGUACGCACGCGCGGCGCGGGUCAUGGCGAUAGGCGUCGUCCUCUACGCGGCUGUGACGCUCCUCGCCGCCUACGGCGUCGUGCCCGGCUUUGAUGCGUACCACGUGCCGACGCUGGUCGGGCUCCAUACCGCGCACGCGGUGUUUGCGAUCACGAUCGUGCUCCCGCUGCGCGCCUCGUACUUGUGCAAGGAGGCGCACAAGGACCUAAAGGCGCGACUGCGUCAGACCAAGCGCGACGUGGACCAGCUCGAGUCGAUGGUGCUGUACCGGUACUUGAACACGGACGCGGGUUUUGGCGACUUUUUGGCGUUCUCCAAGAAGGAGCUCUGCGCCGACGCCCUCUUGGCGUGGCGUGAAGUCCAGCGCUACAAGGAAGGCGGUGUCGCGAUCGAGCACAUUUACGCCACGUGCUUGGACGCAGGGUGUUCAGUUCCAAGUCAAUAUCGCACCGACCGUCCGGCGCAUAAGCUCUCGAUUUCGUUCCAACGCUUUCACCGAGUGCUGCCAGACGCGGCGCUCAAGCUGGCAGCACCGACGCACCACCUGUCGUCCGUCGCGCCCAUCGUGGACCACCGCACGUCGCUGCAGUCCCACGGCCACCGCCUGCCGUCGCAGGGCACGACGACGAUCGCGGACGACUACUCACGCAUGAGCGUCUCGCGCAACAAGCACGAAAAGCUCUUUCACCCGCUGGGCGCAGAGUUCCUCCGCGUCAUCUACAUGGACGUGCUUCCUCGCUUUGAAGAGCACGCGGCGACGGACGCGUGGGUGACGUUUCGGAACCGGGAAAAAGCCAUGCUGUCUCUGGACACGCUCGAGCACAUGAUCGAUGGCACGAUCCAACACGGCGCCGACAUCGCCCAGCGCGGCAGCAUGCCUUGCAUCGCGGACCUGCCUCGGAUACAAAAGAUGCUGGCGCGGCCUGCCGACGAGUACUCGUAA
This is a messenger RNA of Saprolegnia parasitica CBS 223.65, 1542 nucleotides long. RefSeq lists its product as hypothetical. The transcript has 2 exons. The coding region runs from base 1 to 1542 and encodes 513 amino acids. The record is from RefSeq and is a predicted model, not a curated record. NCBI's taxonomy places the organism in Eukaryota, Oomycota, Saprolegniomycetes, Saprolegniales, Saprolegniaceae.